GCACACAGACGCUCACGUCCUUUCCAACGUUCUCGCUACCAUCCUUCCGCUCUCUCGCUUUUCUUCCUCACUAUGUCUUCUCCAAGAUCACCACGGCUCGUUGACUCGUUCACUGCCCCGAGGGAGGUGCUGCAGGAAUUCGCCGACAUGGCGGAGGAGGAGGACAUCGACCCUUUCGCCGAGACGGCCUCGAAGCGGCAAAUCGCGUCUCGCCAGUCAGACUACCACAACCGGAGGUUCAACCGCCACGCAAACGAGAGCGCAGAUGCCUUCCAGGCCUCCGCAGAAGGCGAGGAGGGAGACGUCGGUGGUUACAAAGAGGCGAUGAGGCUGCAACGGCUGGAGAAGGAGGAGGAGCGGGUGAGGAGGGCGAUAUCGGACAAGGAGAAGCAGGCGCGGGAGGAGGGCCAGUCGAAGAUGGACCUCGACAAGACUCCUCCCCGCGAAGAACUCGAGGAGGCACAGAAGGAGCUCGCCGCCCUCUCAGCAAGCACGAAGCGCAAGCGGCGCUGGGACAUCGAGGAGCCAGCGAACGGCAAGGAGGAGGACAAGGAGAACAAGGGUGAGUGGUCAAAAGAGGCUCUCGAGGGCGCUGCGCCGAAGAAGCGGCGGUCUAGGUGGGAUGCGACCCCUGCCGACGUCGCGGGCGAAACUCCUGGCGGAAAGCGGUCGCGCUGGGACCAGGCACCCGCCGCCGCCCCGGAGGUGGCCAUGACUCAAAUCAUCAUGAACGCGCCUGGCUUCAUGCACGAGGACAAGCACAAUCGGUACCUCACCGACGAAGAGCUGGACGCCCUCCUACCCUCUGCUGGUUAUGUUAUCGUCACUCCCCCUCCUGGCUAUGCACCCCUCGUCCGACCACCCAAAUUGACCGCCACGCCUGUAACCGAGGUUGGUGGGUUCCAAAUCCAAGAGAGCUCAGAUGCUGCGGCAAUGGCCGCCGCCGCGGGUCUUGCGCCAGAGCUUCCCACCGAAAUUCCUGGCGUUGGCAAUCUUGCGUUCUUCAAGGCGGAGGACGCUCAGUACUUCGCGAAGAUCUUGAAAGAGGAGGACGAGACGGAGAUGUCUGUGGACGAAAUGAAGGAGCGCAAGAUCAUGCGGUUACUCCUGAAGAUCAAGAACGGCACCCCUCCCGUUCGAAAGACCGCUCUUCGUCAGAUCACGGACAAGGCUCGUGAGUUCGGUGCGGGUCCCCUGUUCGACAAGAUCCUGCCUCUACUCAUGGAGCGGACCCUGGAGGACCAGGAGCGGCAUCUGCUGGUCAAGGUCAUCGACCGUGUCCUCUACAAGCUCGACGACCUCGUCCGACCCUACGUCCACAAGAUUCUCGUCGUCAUUGAGCCUUUGCUUAUCGACGAGGACUACUACGCCCGUGUCGAGGGUCGUGAGAUCAUUUCGAACCUGUCCAAGGCAGCUGGUCUCGCCCACAUGAUUUCCACUAUGCGUCCCGAUAUCGACCACGCGGACGAGUAUGUGCGUAAUACCACCGCCCGUGCGUUCUCUGUCGUUGCGUCCGCUCUCGGUAUCCCCUCGUUGCUCCCCUUCUUGAAGGCCGUCUGUAGGAGCAAGAAGUCAUGGCAAGCCCGCCACACCGGUAUCCGUAUCGUCCAGCAGAUCGCCAUUAUGAUGGGUUGCGCCGUCCUCCCUCACUUGCGGAACCUCGUGGACUGCAUCGCGCACGGCCUCCAGGACGAGCAGACGAAGGUGCGGACGAUGACCGCGCUGGCUCUGGCCGCCCUUGCCGAAGCUGCCGCCCCGUACGGUAUCGAGUCCUUCGACAACGUGCUGAAGCCGCUCUGGGUCGGCAUUCGUCUGCACCGCGGCAAGAGCUUGGCGGCGUUCCUGAAGGCGAUUGGCUUCAUCCUGCCGCUCAUGGACCCAGAGUACGUGCAGUACUAUAUCAAGGAGGUCACCAUCAUCCUCAUCCGCGAGUUCCAAACCUCGGACGAGGAGAUGAAGAAGAUCGUGCUGAAAGUCGUGCAGCAGUGCGCGGCGACGGAGGGCGUCACCGCGCAGUACAUCAAGCAGGACAUCCUGCCCGACUUCUUCAAGGCGUUCUGGGUGCGCCGCAUGGCGCUCGACCGCCGCAACUACCGCCAGGUCGUCGAGACGACCGUUGAGCUUGCGCAGAAGUCUGGGGUGGCGGAGAUCGUGGGCCGGAUUGUCAACGACUUGAAGGACGAGGCGGAGCCGUACCGGAAGAUGGUCAUGGAGACUAUCACGAAGGUCGUCGCGUCCCUUGGUGCCUCCGACAUCGACGAACGCCUUGAAGUGCGCCUCGUCGACGGUAUCAUCUAUGCCUUCCAGGAGCAGACUACGGAGGACCAGGUCAUGUUGGACGGUUUCGGUACCGUCGUUAAUGCGCUUGGUAUCCGUGUGAAGCCGUACCUCACUCAAAUCGUCUCGACGAUUCUGUGGCGUCUCAACAACAAGAGCGCUAAGGUCCGUCAACAAGCCGCCGACCUCACGACGCGCCUCGCUGUCGUCAUCAAGCAGUGUGGAGAGGAUCAGCUUCUCAGCAAGCUCGGUCUCGUGCUCUUCGAACAGCUCGGUGAGGAGUACCCCGACACUCUUGGUAGUAUCAUCGCCGCCGAGGGAGCUAUUGCCAACGUUGUCGGUAUGACACAGAUGAACCCUCCUGUGAAGGAUCUUCUCCCCCGCAUGACCCCUAUCCUUCGUAACCGACACGAGAAGGUGCAGGAGGCGACUAUCAACUUGAUUGGCCGUAUCGCCGAUCGUGGUGCUGAGUUCGUUCCCGCUCGCGAGUGGAUGCGAAUCUGUUUCGAGCUCCUGGACCUGCUGAAAGCGCACAAGAAGGGUAUCCGACGUGCGGCGGUGAACUCGUUCGGUUACAUCGCGAAGAGUUUGGGUCCGCAAGACGUCCUGCAAGUGCUGCUCACGAAUCUGCGCGUGCAAGAACGUCAGAGUCGUGUUUGCAGUACCGUCGCCAUCGCCAUCGUCGCGGAAACUUGUGGACCGUUCACAUGUAUACCCGCCAUCCUGAACGAGUACCGGACAGCGGAACUCAACGUCCGCACCGGUUGUCUGAAGGCGCUGUCCUUCGUCUUCGAGUACGUCGGCCCCCAGUCCGCGUACUACGCCGACUCCGUCGUCACCAUGCUCGAAGACGCGCUCACCGACCGCGACCUCGUCCAUCGCCAAACGGCAAGCACGAUCGUCAAGCACCUUGCGCUUGGCGUCGCCGGGCUCGGCUGCGAAGACUCGAUGCUGCACCUCAUGAACCUCGUCUGGCCGAACUGCUUCGAGACGUCCCCGCACGUCAUCGGCGCGGUCAUGGAGGCCGUCGAGGCGAUGCGCGUCACACUCGGCCCUGGGGUGCUCCUCAGCUACACGCUCCAGGGGCUCUUCCACCCCGCGCGGAAGGUGCGCGAGGUGUACUGGCGCGUGUACAACUCGCUGUACCUCGGCGCGGAGGACGCGCUCGUGCCGUUCUACCCGGACCUGGGCGAGCUCAGCGAGGGCCAAAAUGUCUACGAUCGCCACCCGCUGCAGAUGUUCAUCUGAGGGGCGUUAUAAUGUUAUGUUGUAGGAUAGGUUUCUCGUGCUGUGUAUGCGUACUUUAGGUCUCCUUAUUGCAACUAUGGUCUUGUCCGAUUC
Messenger RNA from Trametes versicolor FP-101664 SS1, 3618 nucleotides. Its product is annotated as small nuclear ribonucleoprotein. Gene Ontology annotation, molecular function: mRNA binding. Gene Ontology annotation, cellular component: U2-type prespliceosome; U12-type spliceosomal complex; catalytic step 2 spliceosome. Gene Ontology annotation, biological process: spliceosomal complex assembly. The record is from RefSeq and is a predicted model, not a curated record. NCBI's taxonomy places the organism in Eukaryota, Fungi, Basidiomycota, Agaricomycetes, Polyporales, Polyporaceae. The transcript is spliced from 4 exons. The coding region runs from base 73 to 3525 and encodes 1150 amino acids.